UCAUCAAGUGGUUUGGUGCUGUCGCACUUUCCUUCUAGUCUUUCGUUUUUAGACACUCGCCGGCUUCGCCCCGCCGCCGUGCUCUCUGUUCCAAGAUGGUUCGCGGAUAUCAUUUCCUGUCGCUGCUCACGGGCGCGCUAAGCAUUUUAUCAACUGAAGCCAAGAAGACAGAAGGGGAAACGAAACAUCUUCCUGGAUCUUACAUUGUGGAGUUUGAAGAUUCCCAGGACUCGGCAGAAUUCUUCAGCCACAUUAGCGAAAAGGCGAAAACGCGCAUGAAUUUGGAUUACAAGUUAUUCAAAGGAGUAUCGAUCCAAUUUCACGAUCUGAAGACGGCCGAGGAAGAGGCGGGAAAGCUUAACUCCCUUUCUAGCGUUAAACAGGUAUGGCCGAAUAGGGUGUACUCGCUACCCAGGGACGAAGUUGUCUGGACGGGGCGAAGCGGUGGAGUAGACUAUAUCAAAAACGUUAAGAGACAGCUUGGAAAUGAUACCUUCACACCACAUGUGAUGACCCAAGUGGAUAAGCUUCGGGCAAAGGGGAUCACAGGAAAGGGAGUCAAGAUUGGCAUCAUCGAUUCAGGUGUUGAUUAUACACAUCCCGCGUUGGGCGGCUGCUUUGGUGGUCCAGACUGUCUAUUCACCUUUGGUAGUGAUAUCGUUGGAGACGACUACAACGGCUACAACACACCCGUACCCGAUGACGACCCGUAUGAUGGCUGCGGUGGCCAUGGCACUCACGUCUCUGGAAUCAUCGCGGCGCAGGCAAAUGAAUUUGGUUUCACUGGCGUUGCCCCCGACGUCACCCUCGGCAUGUUUAGAGUCUUCGGUUGUAGUGGCAGCGCUGGCAAUGAUGUCUUGAUUGAUGCCUAUAUGAAAGCAUUCGAAGCUGGAUCAAACAUCAUCACAGCAUCGAUCGGUGGCUCCUCCGGCUGGAGCGAAGACCCCUGGGCUGUUGCCGUAUCUCGGAUUGUCGAAGCCGGUGUUCCUUGUACGGUUUCAGCUGGCAAUGAUGGAGCGCUUGGUCUAUUUUAUGCCAGCACGGCUUCCAACGGCAAAAAAGUUACAUCGAUUGCCUCAAUAGACAACGAGGUUACACCUUUAAUCCUCACCGACUCGAAUUUUACCAUAGAUGGUGGCGUGCAACAGAAAUUUGGUUACGCUCUCGGAGAGCCAGGAAAAUGGAGCAACGUCAGCCUUCCGCUGUGGACUCCCUCAUUCAAUACCACAGACCCUGCUCAGGGCUGCGGGGGGUUACCAGAAGAUACUCCUGACUUAUCAGGUUACAUCGUACUGAUUCGUCGCGGGUCCUGCACCUUUGUAGAGAAGGCAACCAACGCGGCGCAGUUCGGAGCGAAAUACGUCCUUUUCUAUAAUAAUGUCAAAGUCGGAGCAUUGGGUCCCGACACUUCUGAAGUUACUACUAUCCAGGGAACUGGUAUGGUAACUGCUGACCAAGGUGAAUCGUGGGUUGCCGAGUUGGAAAACGGAUCCAAGGUUGUUCUUAACAUGCUUGAUCCUAACACCGCGCCUAUCAGCUUGACUUACCAGAAGAACACUAUUACCGGUGGUUUCGCAAGUUCUUACACCACUUGGAACCCAACCUUCGAGUUGGAUAUCAAACCCCAACUUGCUUCUCCUGGAGGUAAUAUCUUAUCGACGUUCCCAAUUCCCCUGGGUAGUUAUGCCGUGCUAUCUGGCACUUCGAUGGCGUGCCCCUUAGUUGCCGCCAUCUAUGCCCUCGUCUCAAAUGUCCGCGGUACUCUCGACCCCGCUACCCUGGAAAGCAUACUAUCGGCAACGUCAAACCCGCAGCUCUUGAACGAUGGAACCAAUACUUAUACGUCUCUUGCGCCUGUCUCGCAACUCGGUUCCGGCAUAGUUCAAGCAUAUGAUGCUGCCUACGCGACCACUUUGCUAAGCAAGUCCAGUCUCGCCUUCAAUGACACGGACAAUUUCGUCGAUACGCUGAACUUCACUAUCAAGAAUUUGGGCACCGAAGAAGUCACUUACGAACUAGGGAGCGUAGGUGCUGCGACCGCGUACACCUUCUCGGACUCCAUAUACCCGGAUCCUUUCCCCGGUGUAGAGUUCACAGACGAAUAUGCCACUGUUGCGCUCAGCGAGUCUAAAGUGACCAUCCCAGGUGGUGAGGAAGUGGUUGUUUCCGUCACGGUCACUCCACCUGCGGUUAACGCUACCCGCUUACCUGUCUAUUCGGGAUAUAUCACCCUAAACGGUACUAACGGCGAUAGCCUGUCGUUGCCGUACAACGGAGCUGUGGGUAGCCUGCACGACACAAGAGUCUUGGAUGUAGGAUACCUCUCAAUCUCGACAGACAGAGAGUUGAACCCCAUUACGGGUCGUGCUUCGUUCGUGCUGCCCAAAACCAACACCACGACCACGAACACAACAUACCCGGUUGCCGUAGCACUCCUGGCAUUCGGAUCACCCCAACUCAACAUCAAAGCAGUGCCGGUCAACUCGACUGCUUACGUAGGCGCGGAUGUUGGUAGCCAUAUUUUCGGCUCGCCACUUGUCUACGCGUCCCGUGACCCCUUCACUUUGAACUGGGAUGGAAGAUUUGCGGAUGGUACGUGGGCGCCGGCGGGAGCAUACAAACUGCGUUUUGAGGCGCUGCAUAUCUUUGGUGACGCUGCCAAUCCAACUGAGUAUGAUAUCGAUGAGUCUAUCGAAUUCUCUGUCAGGUUUAUUUAAAGAUAUGGUAUGUGUAUAUUAGAGUUAAAAAAUGCAUAAUGAGAAUUGUACCUGAUGUGAAACUUUGAAGAACAUCAAUAUUAAGAAAGGACAUCCAAGCAAUGAAGGAGUUGAAAGGUUAGGUACCUCGGAACGUAGUUUGUAGUUUGUAGGUAGUUUUUAGAUGAUCGGUUUAACAAAUAUACUGCUCAAUGGAAUAGGUAUUCUAGUCCUAGAGGGUACCUAAUUCAUUUAAAUAAUCC
Messenger RNA from Daldinia caldariorum, 2959 nucleotides. RefSeq names its product subtilisin-like protein. Lineage: Eukaryota; Fungi; Ascomycota; Sordariomycetes; Xylariales; Hypoxylaceae. Gene Ontology annotation, molecular function: tripeptidyl-peptidase activity; serine-type endopeptidase activity. Gene Ontology annotation, biological process: proteolysis. Gene Ontology annotation, cellular component: cell wall; membrane; cytosol. The record is from RefSeq and is a predicted model, not a curated record. The transcript has 5 exons. Bases 96 to 2717 code for a protein of 873 amino acids.